This is a messenger RNA of Doryrhamphus excisus (bluestripe pipefish), 6273 nucleotides long. RefSeq names its product calcium release activated channel regulator 2Ab (gene cracr2ab). Lineage: Eukaryota; Metazoa; Chordata; Actinopteri; Syngnathiformes; Syngnathidae. Gene Ontology annotation, molecular function: calcium ion binding; GTP binding; GTPase activity. The record is from RefSeq and is a predicted model, not a curated record.
GUCCAAGCUGAGAAUAACCGGACAGGGCAGGAAGGCAGAGACACAGUACGACGCUACACAAGCACCAGAACCUGUAACAGCUCCUGAUCCAGAAGCCACGUCUGAGGCGGAAAGUAGCGCUAUUGAGACGUCAACACCAGCACCACAAAUUUCCCAAGCAGCAACCAAUGGACGCCCACUUGGAGGAUUACUUCUCCUAGUGGUGUGGAGAGGCGGAACAAAGCCCCCGGGCGGGGGGCUGCUUCCUCACGACAUCACAUGGUUCCAGAAUGACUUAGGAACUUUCACAACAACAGAGGCCGGACUUGCUAAUAAUGCGUCUUGGUUUCCCCUCCACGCAGCGUGGCCAUCGCUUAUUCACGGCUCGGAGCGAUUAGCGCCACCCAGUGAGGAGGCCCCCGCCGUCUGAUUCCACACUGACCCACGUCUUUACCGCCGAACACCAAACAUGGACAAGCAGGAGGACCACAGAGGAACCAACGGAAUCGGACGCAGGUCAGACUGGGGUCACAUCGCGCUGCUGGACAAGACUAAGGAGUUCUUCCAGACGUGCGACGUGGAGAGCAGGGGCUUCAUCACGCGUACUGACAUGAGGAGGCUCCACGGGGAGCUGCCGCUGUCCGCUGAGGAGCUGGAGGACGUGUUUGAUUCCCUGGACACGCAGCGUUCGGGAUACCUCACGCUGGAUGGCUUCUCGUCUGGAUUCAGUCAGUUCCUUCAAGGUCGGAGGAUUUCGGUGUCCGACGAGACAAGCCAGGCCCGCGGUUCAGGGUUGAGAACCAAAGAGGCGCUCUACCAAAGCCAAUGGGACGCCAAGCUGUCGGGAGGCGAGGAUGACGAGGAGCACUUCUGCAUGUUGCUGGAGAGCUUAGGAGCAAGUCACGUUUUUGAAGACCCCGACGAGGUGCGCAGCCUGUGGGCCCAGCUGAGGCGGGACGAGCCUCACCUGCUCUCCAACUUUGAGGAGUUCCUGGCCAGGGUCACCCAUCAGAUCAAGGAGGCCCACCAGGAGAAGCGGGAGAUGGAGAGCGCCCUCCAGAGGAAGGCGGCGACGCACGACAACGAGAUCCGACACCUCUACGAGGAGAUGGAGGCGCAGAUCAAAACGGAGAAAGACCGACUCCUGCUGAAGGACUCGGAGCGCCUCCAGUCCCGGAGCCAGGACUUGGAGCACCAGCUGUCUUCCAAGGAGAAGGAGCUGGAGCAGCUUUUCCAGAAGCAGACGAGGUUGGAGCUGCAGUGCCGCGAGCUGAGCAGCGAGAAGCAGGAGAGCCACGUGGAGAACGCCAAGCUCAAGACGACCAACGACGAGCUGUCUCGAGCGCUGGAGACCUCCAGCCAGGAGCUGCUGGUCGCCCAGGAGCAACUGGCCGUGCUGCAGGAGCAGGCGGCUCGGCUGCACCAGGAGAAAGAGAUGGAAAUGUACCGAGUCACGGAAGGCCUCCAGAGGGAGAAGCAAAGCCUCAUGAAGCAGCUUGACCUCCUCAGAGAGAUGAACAAACACCUGAAGGACGAGCGGGACAUACGCAGCGGAGUGCCGAGAACAUCCCUGAGAAAGAAGCAGAAGCAGAGAGCCGGCCUGGCCAACGUAUUUGACGACAGGAACCAGCCUGCGGAAAGAUCUCCUGUGGUGCUGGAGGGCUCCUACCAGUCCCUGGAGGCCUUGCCUGUAGAGCACCUUCAAAUCGUGUUUGUUGCUUCCUCUUCCUGUAGUGAUGACGACACCGCCGCCGCCGCCGCCGUCGCUAUCAAGAAGAGCAUGGACUUGUCCAGCAGCUACGUGGGCCCCGCCCCUCCUAAAGGUCACAAUGUGCGCACCAAAGCCAAGAAGGCCAUCGCCAGGUCCUCAAGCUUGAGGAGAACCACCAAGGAGCGGGCUAAGAGGCCAGAGCCGGAGAGGAAAGGGGACGCCGGGGAUGAGGCGUUGGACGCGCCCCCCGACGGGUGGCCCCUCAGGCGGGUCAUCUCCAUCGAAGAGGACCACCUGCCGCACCUCCUCCAAGGUGGACCCCAACUGUUGCUGCACCAGCUCAGCGAGGAGGAAGACCUGGAGGAAGCGCGGAGCGAUUUGGACUCGAGCGCCCAAACACGGAAGCUCGGGUUAUUCCGGGCGAAAAAGACCCCCAUGUCGCCACGGGGGCAACCUGUGGGGAAGGAGACCCAGCAUGCAGAAGAGACGCCCUUGCUCGGCCCAAGCCGCCUCUUUAAGGUGGUCCUGGUGGGGAACUCCAGCGUGGGCAAGACCUCGCUUCUGCGCUCCUUCUGCGAGGGACAUUUCCACGCGUCCACUACGGCUACUGUGGGGAUUGACUUCAGCGUGAAGACCCUAACCCUCAACAAUAUGCAGAUCGCCAUGCAGCUGUGGGACACGGCGGGUCAAGAGAGGUACCGUAGCAUCACCAAGCAGUUCUUCCGCAAGGCCGACGGCGUGGUGGUGAUGUAUGACGUCACGCUGGAGGAGAGCUUCAAGGCCGUGAGACCCUGGCUCGCCAACGUCAAGGAUGCUGCAGGGGAAGGCGUCCAGAUCCUGCUGCUAGGCAACAAGAUGGACAUGGAUGGAGACAGGGAGGUGUCCUUCAAGGAGGCAGAACAACUGGCACAGGAGAAGAAGGUGAUGUUCUACGAGGUCAGCGCCUACACGAGCAAGAACGUGACCGAGUCCCUCACCCACCUGGCCAGGGUGCUGAUGGAGCAAGAGGACCGGGUGAGGGACACCACGGUCAUCCUGAGCGCUCAGCCGCUGAAGAAGAAAGCCUGCUGCCAGUGAAGGCACCGUCAUGGAGUCCAUUACUGUUUUUAGCAAGGACACUCGAUUCGGACGACAGCAAGUUAGUAUGCUACCAAGUGCAGGUUCGCGCUCUUUUUUUUUUUUUUUUUUUUUGGGAGGGGGGUGGAUACUAGUGUGAGACCGAGAACUUCACAGGAGGUGGGGCAGCUUCAGAAAAAUCAAGAAAAAUCUACACUACCAUGGAGAUGCUUUUUCAUUCCAUGUAUUUCAUUCCCAAUCAUUUAUUUUGUAUAUUAAAUAAAAAAAACAAUUUUAAAUACAAUAAAAAAAUUUACAAAAAUAAAUCAAAAAAUUAUUUUUAGAAAGAUAUAUUUUUUGGAAUUAUACAAAAAUGAAACUAUAUUUUAUAUCAUUUCCCCUCACCCUAUAUUCUUUAUUUUUCUCAGGCUGCCGAAGUCCUGUCUCACAGUUGUCCAAUAACAAAUGCUAUGAUAUGCUGUGAUGUAUUCCUCGCUGUCUUGAUGAAAUUGCAGUGGUGCUGUAGUUUGAUUGCAUAAAAAAUAUAUAUACAUAUAUAUAUAUAUACAGUACUCCCUUGUUUAAUGCGCUUUUUGUUCCAGACCUGAACCACAAUCAGUCCAUUUCGGCCGAGUAGGAUUCGGUAUUCAUUCAUUCAUUCAUUUUCUACCGCUUUUCCUCACGAGGGUCGCGGGGGGUGCUGGAGCCUAUCCCAGCUGUCUUGGGGCGAGAGGCGGGGUACACCCUGGACUGUUGGCCAGCCAAUCCCAGGGCACAUAUAGACAAACAACCAUUCACACUCACAUUCAUACCUAUGGACAAUUUGGAGUGGCUAAUUAACCUAGCAUGUUUUUGGAAUGUGGGAGGAAACCGGAGUACCCGGAGAAAUCCCACGCAUGCACGGGGAGAACAUGCAAACUCCACACAGAGAUGGCCGAGGGUGGGAAUUGAACCCUGGUCUCCUAGCUGUGAGGUCUGCGCGCUAACCACUCGACCGCCGUGCCGCCAUUCGGUAUUCAUCAAUGGAAUAUUUUAGGAGUUAUGAUAUGCAUGGAAAACCUGUUUAGGAUCUUUUAAAUAGGCUUUUUAACAUUAUUAGAGUCCUCAAAAUACUAUAACACCCCUAUAGUUUCCUUUACAUUUGUAUUACCAUAAAGACAACACGUGUUUAUUUCUGGACAGUGUACUUCUUAGCGGCUUAGCGGAAUGCAGUACUACAGUCACAAUUACAAUGAGUUUACUAUUAGUAUUACUUCUGGCUUGUAUUUGUAUUUGACUUUGUUUAGUUUGUGUAUUAUAUUUAUACAAAUAAUCGGCCAUAUUCAACCAUAAAACUGCGAUUUAUUGUUCACUAUGUUAGGAGGGAGGGGGCGGGGCAACUAAUUAAUGUUAUAUCCAAUGGCGAGUGAGAAUCAUGUUCAUUUGGCGAUGUAAUCAUAUUUAAUAACGACAACAGCAAUAUGAGGCUAUUUUCAUUUGCUAAACGGCACGCCGGAAAAGUGGCCUCGACUCUGCGUUGUUGUUGGGAAUUUUAUUCACCACUGCUCGACUUAACUUUUUACUCGUCAGCUUCCCGAAAGCGAGCAAAAGGCCUUCCUGUCAUGCAAGCAAUGUUACAUUCACGGUUUUUGUUAUUGCUGACACCGAAGGCAUCACGGAGGCAGGAUAAGAUGGCGUCCGGCAUGAUGCUUGCCCUCGCCACAGCUCGCGCGGCGUGUUUUUUUUUUUGAGGGUAGUUACGCGUUGAGCCCGGCGGUCCCUUAACGCAUCUUGUAGUCGUGGGAGAUGGCGGCCUCGCAGAGCUGACCCUUGAAGUCCAGAUCCAGCGUGAACUCCAAGUCCCGCUGCGGACGUGCAAACGAGAAGACAAAGCAUCAGCGGCGAGGAGGACGCUUUUUCUGGUGCAUUGCCAGGUUUUUACCACGUUCUUCUCAUUGGGUCUGACGGCGACGCUGCCGAGUAUCUCCUCGCCUUUCUUCACCGUCAGGUAGUCCUCCAAGUAGAAGACCGUCUGCUUCCAGUGCGUGCUGGCCGCGUCCGGAGCUGACAUCAGGAGACCAAAGAAGAAGAAGAAGAAGAGAGCUUGAGAGGACGUCACCCAGAUGUUAGCUGCGGUCAUCCUCAGCCUCGGGGCCCCGACGGCAGGAGCCAAACAUAGAAGCUCCUCUACAGCGUAUUAUGUAAGCGUCAACGUGUGAACAUCGGCUUACAUAACGCCGCGCUUCCUCUGCACGCCAUGUUUGAGACGCACGCACGCGGCCCCGGCUAAAGUGUUGGCGAUGUAAGCCACAACAUUAGGUACACCUGCUGGUCUGUCUGGGAGAGACGUCCUCUUCUUCAGGGGGGGGGGGAACUUUGACAUCGCUUACGUUACCUUAGCGUCAUGCAGACGACGUCCACGGAGGCGCCGCAGUUUGAGAAAAUUGAAGAAAAACACGUUUUGGGGGGUUUGGGUGGAAGCAGGGCAGGUGCAGCAGCUUAAGAAAAAUCAAGAAAACAACCAGGGGUGGAGUUAGGGUUCAACAACAGCUGUUCAAAGUGUGAGGCCAUCACGGGAGGUGCAGCAGCUUGAGAAAAAUGAAGAACAACGUUAAUUGGCAGAAGAACAGUGGUUUUGUAAAGAGGAGGCGGUGCAGCAGCUUAAGAAAAAUAAAGAACAGCGUUAAUUGAAAGAAGAACAGUGGUUUUGUAAAGAAGAGACGGUGCAGCAGCUUAAGAAAAAUCAGGAAAACAACUGGAGGUGGUGAUAGGGUUCAACAACAGCUGUUCAAAGUGUGAGGCCAUCAGAGGAGGUGCAGCAGCUUAAGAAAAAUGAAGAACAACGUUAAUUGGCAGAAGAACAGUAGUCUGGUAAAGAGGAGACGGUGCAGCAGCUUGACAAAAAUGAAGAAAAACGCAUUUUGUGUUUUUUGCGGGGUUAAAGGAGGGGUUCAAGGGAGGUGCAGCAGCUUAAGAAAAAUCAGGAAAACAACUGGAGGUGGUGAUAGGGUUCAACAACAGCUGUUCAAGUGUGAGGCCAUCAAGGGGAGGUGCAGCAGCUUGAGAAAAAUGAAGAAGAACGUUAAUUGAAAAAAUAACAGUGAUCUGGUAAAGAGGAGACGGUGCAGCAGCUUAAGAAAAACGAAGAACAGCGUCAAUUGGCAGAAGAACAGUGGUCUGGUAAAGAGCAGACGAUGUAGCAGCUUGAGAAAAACAAAGAAAACCGCAUUUUGUUUUUUGCUGGGUUAAAGGAGGGCUUCAAGGGAGUUGCAGCAGCUUUAAAAAAAUGAAGAAAACAACUGAGGGUGGUGUUAGGUUUCAACAACAGCUAUUCAAAGUGUGAGGCCAUCAGGGGAGGUGCAGCAGCUUGAGAAAAAUGAAGAACAAUGUUAAUUGGCAGAAGAACAGUGGUCUGGUAAAGAGAAGACAAUGUAGCAGCUUGACAAAAACAAAGAAAACCGCAUUUUGUGUUUUUUUUGGGGGGUUAAAGGAGGGCUUCAAGGGAGGUGCAGCAGCUUGAGAAAAACAAAGAAAAACGCAUUUUGUGU